UUUACAUGUCAGGACUACAGUUCCCAGCAGGCCGUUCGGCUCCAUGUGUAGUGUGUGUGUGUGUGUUCAGCAGCAGCAGCAUCAUGUCCGUGUUUAUGGAUCUAAACCUGAACUACUCAGCAGACAAGAACCGCCUGAAGACUCUGAUAGAGACAGCAGCUCACCUCGGUUUCUCAACCGUCGCCAUCAACUACGUGUUUGAACCGACCGCCAAGAAGAAACAGGACGUUCUCGCCCCGAAGCCGAUCGGUGAGCUGAUGGAUCAGCUGCCCGUCGUUCAGGGCCGGUCCCAUCCAAUCAGAGUGCUGAACAGACUGACCGUAGUUAUGUCAGACGCCAGUCACUUCAGGCUGAACGCUGCAGAGUAUCGGUGUUUCGACCUCAUCGCCGUCCAGCCGACCACAGAGAAACUCUUCCAUGCAGCCUGUAUGACCUAUGACGUUGACAUCAUCAGUAUCUCAGUGACGGAGAAACUUCCAUUCUUCUUCAAGAGAGCGCCGGUCAACGGGGCUAUAGAGAGAGGCGUGGUGUUUGAGGUGUCGUAUUCGGCCGCCAUCAGAGACGCCACCAGGAGACGCUACACCAUCGCCAACGCCAUCUCCCUGAUGGACACCUGUAGAGGGAAGAAUGUGAUCCUGUCCAGUGCAGCUGAGCAGCCAAUGGAGCUCAGAGGACCCUAUGACAUCACCAACCUAGGUUUGCUGUUUGGUUUGUCAGACGGAGACUCUAAAGAAGCCGUCUCCUCCACCUGCCGGUCAGUUCUACUACACGCAGAGACCAGGAGGACGGCCAGCGGGAUCAUCUCCACCAGGAGGAGCUCCACUGAGACUUCCCCGUCUGCAGACUGUGAAGCUCCUGCAGCCAAGAGAGCCAAGCCUCACCUGACCGAGUGAUUGACAGCUGAGGAGGGCGGGGCUUCUGGACGGCGUCUGGUUGAUUAUUAAUUUUAUGGACUAUUGAUCGACAGCAGAUCGAUAGAUAAUAACAGACUCUUUGUUUUCACUCAUGUAUCAUUUAAACUCCAGAAACACCGUCGACUUUAACAAGUAUAAUAAAGUCAUUCACACGUU
Messenger RNA from Sebastes umbrosus (honeycomb rockfish), 1070 nucleotides. RefSeq names its product ribonuclease P/MRP 30 subunit (gene rpp30). The transcript has 12 exons. Gene Ontology annotation, biological process: tRNA processing. Gene Ontology annotation, cellular component: nucleolar ribonuclease P complex. Gene Ontology annotation, molecular function: RNA binding. NCBI's taxonomy places the organism in Eukaryota, Metazoa, Chordata, Actinopteri, Perciformes, Sebastidae. Bases 6 to 893 code for a protein of 295 amino acids. The record is from RefSeq and is a predicted model, not a curated record.